CCUACGGCUACUGGCAUGUUUGGUUUGCCACGAACUAUCGAUUCGAUCCUAUUGAUCCACCGCAACUUUGCAUAUUCGUUGCAUUUUUGUCGGCGUGUGGGUGUUUGUGUAUUGGUAGAGUCUGUUAGUAGUAGACUAGUGAUGCAAUCCUUAAUCAGGUCUACUGUUCCCCGCGGAUUUGUAAUUUAAAGCCACAAUAACUUGAUGAGUUUUCGGGAUUUGGGUUGGACUAGAUGAUGUAGGUUUUGUACUGGCACUCGCAAGCAUCACUUACAUUUUGUAAUGUUAGCGCUGCUGGUUAGUAGUUAAGAGGGACAUAGUUAUUUCAGAACAUAACGAUUACUGUAUUAGUUAGGGAUGUUGCAAAUUUAUUCAUGUGUAUUUAAGUAGUUUGCAGCAGGUUGCCUCAUAGUUCUAAUGUUUUACAUCUGCCCAUUUUCCAGACUGAGAAGGCUUUCCUCAAGCAGCCUAUUGCCUCUUCCAUGCUUUCUAUUCUUUGUGAGCUACAUACAUUUCUUAACCGAAAUUUUCUGCUUAAAUGUAGCACAAAGAAAUCUGCCAAGGGUAAGAAGCCAGGCAAGGGAGGCAGCCGCCUCUGGAAGAGCAUUGGCCUGGGCUUCAAGACCCCCAGGGAAGCAAUUGAAGGGACCUACAUUGACAAGAAGUGCCCAUUCACUGGAACUGUUUCCAUCAGAGGCAGGAUUAUUGCUGGAACAUGCCAUAGUGCCAAGAUGAACAGAACCAUCAUUGUUCGCAGGAUCUACCUCCACUUCGUUAAGAAAUAUCAGAGGUACGAGAAGAGGCACUCCAACAUUCCCGCUCUCAUCUCCCCAUGCUUCCAUGUCAAGGAAGGUGACCAUGUCAUCAUUGGCCAGUGCAGGCCCCUGUCCAAAACCGUGAGGUUCAAUGUUGUGAAAGUCAUCCCAGCUGGAUCCACUGGUGGCAGCGGCGGGAAGGCCUUCACCGCGGCUUGAGCUUUAGACUAUGUUCCAUGAGUAGUCUAUAGAAUGAUGUCUUUUUGCUAAAAAUUCCUGCUAGGCUGGUGUUUUCGACUAUGGUUUGGUGAUUGUUGGCUGUCUGAAUGGAGUCUCGUCAACGGAACAUUAUUCGUAUGAGGUUAUAUUUGGGCUGUAAUUGCUUAUUGUGCUUUGGGCUGAAACUUUUGUUUUGGUAAAUGGGUUGUGUAUAAAGCUGAAUUUGGUUAGCUAAUAA
This is a messenger RNA of Panicum virgatum (switchgrass), 1212 nucleotides long. RefSeq names its product 40S ribosomal protein S11-like. NCBI's taxonomy places the organism in Eukaryota, Viridiplantae, Streptophyta, Magnoliopsida, Poales, Poaceae. The coding region runs from base 483 to 974 and encodes 163 amino acids. Gene Ontology annotation, biological process: translation. Gene Ontology annotation, cellular component: cytosolic small ribosomal subunit; ribosome. The record is from RefSeq and is a predicted model, not a curated record. The transcript has 4 exons. Gene Ontology annotation, molecular function: structural constituent of ribosome.